Molecule: messenger RNA, 1464 nt
Organism: Adineta ricciae
Lineage: Eukaryota; Metazoa; Rotifera; Eurotatoria; Adinetida; Adinetidae
Source: the annotation of a GenBank genome assembly
AUGACGGAAGAUAAAACUGAAGCUAUUUUAUCAUAUGAACAAUUAAAAACUCUGCAUGAAAAUUAUCGACAAGAUAAGAAUAAUCGUCUUGCUCAAUCAGCGUGCUGUCAACAAUCACUCACUGAUGUUAUUGUCGAUCGGAAAACACGUUUUUCGUCAAUUCAUAUUUUCAAUACGAAAUUAUCGAUCGAAGGUCGACCGGUGACAAAUCAAAGAGCAUCAGGCCGUUGUUGGAUGUUCGCUUGUUUGAAUGUCAUUCGUAUCCAAUUAAUGAAAACAUUGAAAAUCUCUGAACUUGAAUUAAGUCAGAACUAUCUAUUUUAUUUUGAUAAAAUUGAACGAUGCCAUUAUUUUCUCAUGACAAUGAUCGACUUGGCUAAAAAGAAAGAGCCAGUCCAUGGUCGACUUGUGCAAUAUCUUUUGAAAGAAUUACUUAUUGAUGGAGGUCAAUGGGAUAUGCUCGUGAAUUUGAUAAACAAAUAUGGUGUUGUACCAAAAAGUUCUUUUCCAGAAAGUUCCUCAUCAGAAGCAGCAGCUCUUAUGAAUAAAUUCCUUCGAACUAAGUUACGUGCAUAUGCUCAGGAAAUCUUUGAAGCAUUUGAAAAAGAUGGUGUCAAAGAAAGUGAUAUAAUCGCACGAGAAGCUGAAAUGAUGAAAGAAGUUCAUCGAAUUGUCACUAUAUGCUUGGGAUCACCACCGGAACAAUUCACAUUUGAAUACUAUGAUUCAUCGAAACAGUACCAAAAAAUUGGUCCUAUUAGUCCAAUUGAUUUCUAUCAACAAAUUGUUAAGCCGAUCUACAAUAUUGACAAUAAAAUCUGUCUUGUUCACGAUCCUCGAGUAUCCCAUGAUUAUGGUCGGUUAUAUACGGUUGAAUAUCUUGGAAAUAUUGUCGGUGGUGAGAAAACUCGUUACAAUAAUCAGCCGCUUCGAGUUCUCAAACAAGCCGUAUACGAUUCGAUUGCUGCCGAUGAAGCCGUUUGGUUCGGUGUAGAUUUUGGUAAACACAUGCAUGCCAAAUAUGGCAUACUUGAUAUGAACAUCUUCAAUACUGAACUUUAUUUUGACUCGCACUUUCCUUGUCAAAACAAAGCAUCACGAUUAGAAUAUGGAGAAUCAUUGAUGACACAUGCCAUGGUAUUUACGGGUGUGCAUGUUGAAAAACGUUCUGCAAAUGAUCAACAGGAUAAAAUGAAAACGUCGGAUGGUGAAAGUACUCAGCCGAAUGGCUUACAGUUUAUUCGAUAUCGUGUAGAAAAUUCCCAUGGUGAUGAUAAAGCCGAUAAAGGUUAUCUUGUCAUGAGUGAUGAUUGGUUUAAUGAAUAUUUAUACGAAGUGGUUGUCGAUAAAAAGUAUCUUUCAAAAGAUGUGACCGACGUCAUGGAUCAAGAACCCAUUGCUUUAAAAGCCUGGGAUCCUAUGGGUGCUUUAGCAUGCUCUCAUAACAAAAUAACUGAGCAUUAA